This is a messenger RNA of Ornithodoros turicata, 2778 nucleotides long. RefSeq names its product organic anion transporter 3-like. The transcript is spliced from 2 exons. The coding region runs from base 68 to 2698 and encodes 876 amino acids. The record is from RefSeq and is a predicted model, not a curated record. Gene Ontology annotation, cellular component: membrane. Gene Ontology annotation, biological process: transmembrane transport. Gene Ontology annotation, molecular function: transmembrane transporter activity. Lineage: Eukaryota; Metazoa; Arthropoda; Arachnida; Ixodida; Argasidae.
UGCACGCGACCUGCGUGAGCAGUUUAGUGUGAGGAAGAAGUAGAACCACUCAGAACCAUUUCUUACAAUGAGCAAGUCAGUCAGCACUUCAAGUCAUGGUCAUAAGCGAAUGGACGAGCCUCCCGGUUCAGUAUCACCGGCCCUGACACUCGAUGCGGGGUUUCCGGGUGGUACACCUGGGGCAUCCACAUCUCCUGCUGCUUCUCCGAAACGCCCACGAGCGCUGUCACCAAACAAAAGCAAGAAGAGAAGGAGACCACCGCGAGAGAAAGCAGGCAGUCCAGGUAAAGCUUCAAAAUCCCAUCCCAAUCCAAUCCCAUCGGCAAAGAGUGCCCCACAAGGCAACAGUAACAGUCUACUUGAGAAGCUUCGUGUUUCUCCAGCGGACAGCCCAAUUGCAGCUAGCAAGCAACCAGAAGAACGUUCCCCCACCAUACCUAUUGCAGACGAAACAGUAACUGCCAAUCCAUUGGAGAAAGAACCAUUCAAGAACCACCUGAAUAUCAAUCUCUCACCGCACGAGCAAACUGCCAUGACAGAAAAAUUAGCUGAAGGAGCGCUCCCUAGCCGUUGCACUGACUUUAGGCCAACGAAGGAAAAAACUGUGGCGCACGCCGUCGCGGAAGAACCCGCAGUGCAAGCCAACGUGGAAGAACCCGUAGUGCAAGCCAUCAUGGGAGUACAAGCCGCCGUGAAAGAACCAGUACUGCAAGCCACCAUGGAAGAACCGGUAGUGCAAUCCGGCGUGGAAGAACCCGUACUGCAACACGUCGUGGAAGAACCUGCAUUGCAACACGUCGUGGAAGAACCUGCAGUUCAAGCUGUCGUGGAAGACUUGCAAGUCCAUCCUCGCAAAGGAAUGCAUUUUGGUGCACGAUCCUCCAUGAAGAUUCACGCGUCGGGGCUCCAAAAUACUGAAGCCAAAGAUUCAGUAACAACGCCACACCGAAGGCCACAGUUUAGCCUGCAGUCACCUGAAAGUAAUUUUCUUAAUCCUGUACCCAUAUGCACUGCUCUGGUGCCAUAUGAGGCCAAAGGAAGCCCACAACAGCAGGCUAAUAGCAGCACCGAGGAUAACAAUUUAUCUGACCCAACCAUCGUACCCGGGCAUGGCUGCUACCAGCGAAUGGCCUUGUUCUGCGGUCAGCUUGCUGGAUUCGUCUUUCUCACCCAACACAUGGCUGUAAUUCUAACGACACCUUACACGGACCACUGGUGCAAGCCCCCUCCGGAGUUCGCAGAUGUCAGCCUUGAUGAGUGGAAGAACAGGAGCAUCCCCCGAGGUCCUGAUGGGGCCCUCAGCCAUUGCUUGGUUUAUGACCCUCCUUUACCAUCUCCAUCUGUGAAUAGGACUACUCGACGCUGCUCUCAAUGGGUUUUUGACAAAACCGACUAUCACGAAACGCUGCAGAGCCGCUGGGGUCUGGUAUGCGACUGGAGCCACCUGGUCGGAAUCCAACAAACGAUCUACAUGAGUGGAGCCAUGGCUGCCGUUCCUGUAGCUGGGAUGGUGUCUGAUCGCAUCGGCAGGAAACCAGUCAUCUUCAUGGCUGUUGUCAUCUUGCUUAUUGCUGGAUUUACGACUUGUUUUGCAAAGCACUUCCACGUCUACGUUGUCGCCCGUUUCCUGGUGUCGGGAGCAACAGCAUCCAUACGCAUCAUGACGUUUAUCCUAUUAUUCGAAAUUACAACACCAGAGCUCCGCUUGUUUAACUGCAUCAUAGUUCAAGUCGGUUUGGUGGCUGCCGCGAUAUUUAUACAUUGCCUGAAAAGGUUGCAUCUCAGCAUGAACUGGGUCGAUAUCAUUCUGCUUAUUCCAGCAGCGUGCCUCAUCUGCACGGGCUGCAUGCUACAAGAAUCUCCCCGCUGGCUGCUUGCUACGAACAACUACAAGAAGGCAGAAGAUGUGCUGACGUGGGCCGCUGCGUUAAACGGAGUCAGGUGUGAAGAAGCCCAAGUUCGCUGGAAGCGCCUGGUUCAUAACAUCCGGAGGUCUGAAGACGCAAUGACGCCACACAGCGGUAUUCUACAGCUGGUGAGAUCAGAGACGCUUAAGGGACGCACAUUUAUCCUUUUCGCCUGUUGGACAUCCAGCCUCCUCACUUUCUACCAACUGCUCCUCUACAGAAACCAAGAAACAUCAGUAAUAGCGCAAUUCCUGAGCGUCCUGGCACAAGCUCCUGCUCUAGUGAUUUCCUUCCUACUAAUGGAGAAAGUGGGACGACGUCAGCCAUUUUUCGUCUCCUUGAUGGCCAGUGGGUUGCUCAUGGUCAUCCUAUUAUUGCUUUCACUUUCGCAUAUGAAGGGAUUACCCUUGGACAUCAUUAUCAUAGCGACGAACCUAGUCGUCAACGUGGUGACGUCAAUAAUCUAUGUUUACACUCUAGAACUCUACCCUACGACGCUGCGGAGUGCAGGGAUAUCUGCAUGUUUUCUGUUCGGCAGAGUAGGAAGUGUUCUGGCUGGCCCACUAACCGACGUUGCCCGUGUUACGCAUAGCAGUGUCCCGUAUCUUGUGCCUGGAAUCCUGAACGUGAUCAGCGGUGUGUUUGCGAUGAGGCUCGUAGAAACUCGAAAGCUCCAAGUCGUCAAUAGUGUCGGCGAACUCGAGAAGCAGAUGGAAAGGAUGAAACUGCUGGAGCUGUCGACAAACCCAAUUAGAGGCAGGCAGAGGCAACGUCGCAGGUGGAGGAAAUGAUCGCCUUUACAUAUAUCCUUUCCAUUUCGAUAAAACGGAUGUCUAUAACGGAAUAAAUACGAAUUCCUACGGUACCUACA